ACUGACGCAGAGAUGGAGGGGGUUUCGGGGAUCUCGCAUCAGACGGUGGAGGCGAACGGGAUAAGGAUGCACGUGGCGGAGAAGGGGGAGGGGCCGGCGGUACUUCUCCUCCACGGCUUCCCGGAGCUCUGGUACUCGUGGCGCCACCAGAUCGCCAGCCUCGCCGCCCGCGGCUACCGUGCCAUCGCUCCCGACCUCCGCGGCUUCGGCGACACCGACGCGCCACCCGACGUCUCCUCCUACAACAUUUUCCACCUCGUCGGCGACCUCGUCGCCCUCCUCGACGCCCUCGCCCUCUCUCAGGCGUUUGUGGUGGGGCAUGACUGGGGGGCGCAUGUGGCCUGGCAUCUGUGCAUGUUUAGGCCGGACCGGGUGAAAGCGGUGGUGAACUUGAGCGUGGCGUUUCUGCCCCGGAACCCAGCUAUGAAGCCCGUGGAUUACUUUCGGUCUAUUUAUGGGGAUGAAUACUAUAUCUGUAGAUUCCAGGAACCUGACGCUGCAGAAGCAGAAUUUGCUCGGCUUGGAGCUGCAACGGUCCUUAAGAAAUUUUUCACAUAUCGCGAUCCAGGGCCUAUUUACAUACCCAAGGAUGGCUGGGGUUCACCUAAUGAGCAGAUCACAUUGCCUUCUUGGCUCUCAGAAGCAGACAUCAACUAUUACACAAGCAAGUUUGAGAAGUCUGGUUUUACUGGGCCAAUCAAUUACUACCGAUGUUUUGACUUAAACUGGGAGCUUACAGAGCCAUGGAAUGGAGCACAAGCGAAUGUACCGGCUAAGUUUAUUGUUGGAGACUUGGAUCUCACUUACCAUUACCCAAAUAUGCAGGACUACAUCCACAAGGGUGGCUUCAAGAAAGAUGUUCCGCUCCUUCAGGAAGUAGUUGUUAUGGAGGGAGUUGCUCACUUCAUCAACCAGGAGAAGGCACAGGAGAUCGCCGAUCACAUCUACGACUUCAUCCAGAAGUUCUGAUCUGGUGUAUGCUCUCUUGAAAUGGUGAAAUCAUCUUCAGGGAAGGUUAAUAAGGCAACUAUGCCAAGCAUCGAGUACCAACUGUUUUUUUCUUUUCUCUUGAAAUGGUGUUGAUACAUCUAGACGCUAAUGGAUUAGAAUGCCAGAGGGCAGAGGGUAAACAAGUGGACUGUUUUUUUUCUUUUCUCGUUUCUCUGCAAUAACAGGAGUUUUCUGUGGCUUCAUUGUAUCCAUCAUGUUCACAGUCUUCUGUAAAUAUUCCUGGAUUAAAUAAGACGAUGCAUGACUUCUAAUA
This is a messenger RNA of Elaeis guineensis (African oil palm), 1264 nucleotides long. RefSeq names its product epoxide hydrolase 1. Gene Ontology annotation, molecular function: catalytic activity. Lineage: Eukaryota; Viridiplantae; Streptophyta; Magnoliopsida; Arecales; Arecaceae. The record is from RefSeq and is a predicted model, not a curated record.